Hypanus sabinus (Atlantic stingray) is the source of this 1404-nucleotide messenger RNA. Its product is annotated as tRNA methyltransferase 10 homolog A-like. Gene Ontology annotation, molecular function: tRNA binding. The transcript has 8 exons. Gene Ontology annotation, biological process: tRNA N1-guanine methylation. Bases 204 to 1217 code for a protein of 337 amino acids. The record is from RefSeq and is a predicted model, not a curated record. NCBI's taxonomy places the organism in Eukaryota, Metazoa, Chordata, Chondrichthyes, Myliobatiformes, Dasyatidae. Gene Ontology annotation, cellular component: nucleus; nucleoplasm; cytosol.
CAUAGAUGUGCGCCGGGCCUGGUAGUGACUGGCGAAGCUGCGGAUUCGGCAGCUGUGAUCUAGGUAUUCUCGCCGACAGCAGAGCGGCCCUCUCAUAUACAGUCAGUGUGAUGAGGUAGCAUACUGUUUAUAAAGUCCUGUCCACUUUGGGAUCUCAGGCAUAUGGUGAAGGGGCAGAACCUUCUGAAGCCUUCUUGAAAGAUAUGGAUUCAAAGGAUAAAGAAGUGGAACAGAGUGGAAUCAGUGACUGUGAAUCCAGGGAUGAGAAAAAUCAAUCAAAGGAGAAUGAAUGGAACGUUGGCAGAAAGGAGCCCAUAUCAAAAAGACAGAUGAAGAAGUUAAUGAGGGAGAAACAAUGGCAGGACCAAAAAGAGCAACGCAAACAGAAACGUAAAGAGAAGAAACUUAAAAAGAAAUUAGAACGUCAAACUCGGAUCGAAGAUGGGAUUGAAGAGUCUACUAAAAAGCGCUUUAAGAAAGAUAUCAUUCCAAGUAAUGUUCGUGUGGCAUUGGACUGCAGCUUUGAUAGUUUAAUGGUGCUGAAGGAUGUCAAAAAGCUGCAUAAUCAGAUUCAAAGGUGUUAUGCGGAAAAUCGAAGAGCAUCACAUCCUGUAAAGAUGUUCUUGACCAGUCAUAGUGGACAACUAAAGAAGAAUAUGGAUGAAAAUGACAAAGGAUGGGUCAACUGGAAGGGAAUCACUGUUACCUCAAAUCAUUUCAGUGAAAUAAUAAAGAAGGAAGAGUUGAUUUAUCUUACGUCUGAUUCCCCAAAUGUGCUUAAUGAGCUGGAUGCAAGCAAAGCUUAUGUCAUUGGUGGCUUGGUGGAUCAUAAUCACCACAAGGGUUUAACAUAUGAUAAUGCACUGAAGCUAGGAAUCGCACAUGCCCAGCUUCCUCUUGGAAAUUAUGUGAAAAUGAAUAGCCGCAAAGUCUUAACAGUAAAUCAUGUAUUUGAAAUAAUCCUGGCAUAUCUGGAGAAGCAAGAUUGGGAGAAAGCAUUUUUCACAGUGCUGCCACAGCGCAAAGGAGCAGUUCCUGCAGGAGAGGUUGGUAACACCGAACAAUACCAUGCUGGUGCUGACUCGGACACUUGUGAUUCUACAGAAACGGGGACAGUAACGUCAGCAGCUUGUGCACUAGAAGACAAAAAGCCUACUGACUUAAAUUGUGAAGAUAGAAGCAUAGGGAUCGAGGAAGAACUACACGGUGAAGUGUAGUCCAUUCUCAAUUUGAUUCAAUACUUGACUGUUGCUUUGAAGUUUUAUUUGUAUGGCUUAAAGAAAGCAAAAUCAAGUCUUUCCAUUUGGCUUCAUAGUUCUCGUAUUCCUCAUGUGAUAUUUAAGUCAGUGAAUACAGAAAAAAAUCAUUUUUAAUAAAUGAAUUGGAUUUAUUUUAAGAAUUUUA